Messenger RNA from Adineta ricciae, 2214 nucleotides. The record is from the annotation of a GenBank genome assembly. Lineage: Eukaryota; Metazoa; Rotifera; Eurotatoria; Adinetida; Adinetidae.
AUGCACACAAGUACGGAAAGUAAAGUUAAUAAUCAAACGAUUCUCCAAGAACAUAUCGAUGAAAAUUAUGAACCAACUCCUGAAGAAAUUCGUGAAUAUGCUAUUUACAUUGGAAUCGACCCCGAUAAAGAGCCUCAUUUACUUUGGUUGGCAAAAGAAGGAAUUUUGAAACCAUUACCGCCAGGUUGGAAACCUUGUCAAGAAGAACACGGAGAAUUAUACUACUUCAAUUUUGACACGGGCACAUCAUCAUGGGAUCAUCCAUGUGAUGAAAUUUACAAAGCACGUGUGAUCGAAGAAAGAAAUAAUCUAACAUCCAAUUUACAAGGAACCAAUCUACGCGGUAAGAUUUUUCAAUUGGAAAGAUUGCCUUCCGAGAAUGAAUAUGUUGAAGGUAUAUUGACCCAGACUGGGAGAAGUACAUCAACGGUAACGGAUUAUCUAAUUGGUGGAAAAGUUGCGGCUACUCUGGGUGAUACAGCUGUAGUAUCGAGAAAUGUUGUUCAAACGAAUAAACCUGAUGCAGCGUAUGAAUAUAGUGACAAUGAAAUUGAAGAAGAACUAAUGAACAGUGUCGACGAUGAUGAGGAACAAAGCAGUGAUGAUUUUCGAGGAAAAGUGGAUUUUGGUAUCGAUCCGUCGCUUUCCGCACGCAUUGAAGAUGAUGAAAAGAAGACACUUGCAAGAUCGGCACUUACUCAAUCUCGUUCGAUCAACUCUCUCGAAAACACUAAUCGAAGAUCAAGUGUUCAAGAAAGUCUAGACCAUGAUGAUUUAGAAAAUAACGAAACUAAACGGAAGAGACUUGCAGACGCUGCUGAAAGACGUUCGUCUCAUGUGUACACAGCUAAAUCAGAAGUUCAUGACGAUAAUUUUAUAACUCCACGUGAAGAUCCGGAUGUGACGAAAUUUCGAUUACGAAUUGAACAAUCUACCAAUGACGAGAAGCUGCAAAUCUUAGAAGAACAUCGAGCACAGAUCGAAAAAAUAAAAGCUGAACAACGGCAAGAAAAAGAUAAAGAAGAAAGGGCAUUGCGUGAUAAAAUGAAAACAGAUCUUGCUUCAAUCGAAAGUGAAGUACGUGAAACAGUAGCUCGUGAGAGAAAAUUGUUAGAAAGUCGUAAACAAGAUGAAAUCAAUCAUAUCAAAGAAGCAAUCGAAAAGGAAAAGGAAGAUUUGAAGAAAAAACUACGCACAAGUAUGCAGAUAGAUUUGGAUGUGUACAAAGGAUCACUUGAACAACAAAGUAAUACGAAUGCUCAAAUUCGAUCGUUAAAUGAUAAACUUGCGCAGGAAAAACGUGAUUUCGAAGAGAAAAUCCGUCAGCUAGAAACUCGGCAUAAGACGGAAACAGAUGAUCUAACACGACGUCUCGAACAAGCGAAAUCAGAUAAAGAAAAAUUAGAAAAGCAUAUCAGAGAGAAGGAUAAUCUCAAUCUGACAAUGCAACGAACAAUCGAUCAAUUAAGUGCUGAUAAAGGAUCCCUCGAACGUAAAUUACAAGAUGCGGAAUUCCAACUAAAAGCGAUUGACAACAGCCAUCAUAAAACUCAAUCAUCUAAUAAUCGUAAAUCGUUACGAACUGUUAGUGAUAACGAAACUGACGACGAUGAUGACGAUAACCAUCGUGAUAGUGAAAAGUCGAAAUCGAACAAAAUCUCCACGAGACAUCACAAUGGCUUUCAUCACGAUGAAGAUGAUAUUGAUCGACUAAGUGAUACUGAUAGUGAUGUUAUGGAAAUGGAACAAACUUUAAAACAAUUACGACUAACUCAACUUGAAUACAUGUCCCUACUUCCGAUAGCAAAUCUCGAUGAAACUAAACAACGUUCGUCGGUGAAACCGAGCCCAGCUGCAACAGUUGACUUCAGUAAACUGUCGGUUGCAGAUGUCGGUCCCGUUAUACGAAAUAUUCGAACGAUUCAGCGAAAUACUCCAAGAUUAUACGAUUCGGUCGAAACAACAUCGAAUCACCUAUUAACUGAUUCAGGUCGAUGGUCAAAUAGUUUAGUAUCAACACUGGGUAAUAAUGUCAAUUCGUUAUCGAUGUAUCCAACGUUAAGCCCAUAUCAAUCAAGUUUAACGAAAACUAAUCAUUGGACUUCGCAACCAAAUCUCGUGACAAGAGAAGCCGUUUUGAAAGCAGCGCGUCGUGUGUUUGCACCUGCUGUUAUUGAUCAAUUAACAACCAAUACAAGAUCAGCCACCCAUUGA